Messenger RNA from Lichtheimia ornata, 363 nucleotides. RefSeq lists its product as uncharacterized. The record is from RefSeq and is a predicted model, not a curated record. Gene Ontology annotation, cellular component: cytoplasm. Gene Ontology annotation, molecular function: sulfiredoxin activity. NCBI's taxonomy places the organism in Eukaryota, Fungi, Mucoromycota, Mucoromycetes, Mucorales, Lichtheimiaceae. Bases 1 to 363 code for a protein of 120 amino acids. Gene Ontology annotation, biological process: cellular response to oxidative stress. The transcript has 3 exons.
AUGGCAACUCAAAACAAGGAAUCUGUUGACAACUUUUCAAUUCAUGGCAACGCCGUCCAAGAGGUGUACGAUAUUCCCAUGUCAGCCAUCAACAGACCCAUCCCAUCUAUUUUGGAUCGCAACAAAGUUGAUAAUAUGAAGAAGGCUUUGCAGACCGAAGAAAACAAGGAUGAUUUGACGCCCAUUGAUGUGCAUCACGUGCAGUACAAGGGUAACGACUACUAUUUUGCAUUUGGCGGUUGUCAUCGAUGGGCAGCUCACAAGGAGCUUGGCAAGGAUACGAUCAAGGGCAAAUUGAUUAAUACGCCACCAAGCAUGAUCAACACUUAUCUAGGCUCAUCAUCUCCCUUCAAAGAUGCUUAG